Molecule: messenger RNA, 2712 nt
Organism: Lineus longissimus
Lineage: Eukaryota; Metazoa; Nemertea; Pilidiophora; Heteronemertea; Lineidae
Exons: 1
Coding region: 1-2712 (903 amino acids)
Source: RefSeq, a predicted model, not a curated record
AUGACAUCCAAUACUACUGUUGAAUGUAGGCAGGUUCGUGGCCUUGUGGUUAAAGGUCUUUAUGAGUCACAGAGUUUUGACAUGCCCGUAUGUUACACCAGGGGAGGCAUCCCAGCCAAGCCUAGCCAAGUUCCUAGACCAGAGAAUGUUCGGCAGUGGUCCCACUUAGAGCCAGUCCAUAGCAAGUUAGCUCCCUUCUUUGCCGAUGUUGAGAUAGGACUUCUGAUUGGACUGUCUUGUCUGCAGGCCAUAAAGCCUCUGGAAGUCCUUCCUGGCAAAGAGGAUGACCCUUAUGGUGUACGUACUGCACUUGGCUGGGGCGUGGUUGGAAUGUCUCCUCAGGGUUCAAGGCCACAACAGCGCCAUCACUUUUCAUUUAGAACACAGAUCACGGAGGUAACCCCUCAAGCUGUCAUGAAUAUGUUUGAUGUAGAAUUUGUUGAAAGGUCAGGUAGUGAGGAGGGCGUUGGCCUCUCAGUUGAAGAUCGCAAGUUUCUGCAGAUACUAGGGUCACAAAUUCGUCAACUUGACGACGGUCACUAUGAGUUACCACUCCCAUUCCGCGAUGAGAAUGUAAGGUUACCCAACAAUAGAGCCCAAGCUUUGAAGCGUCUGUCCAGCUUGAAACACAAGAUGGAGAAAAAUCCUCAAUUCAAGGAGGAUUAUCUUCAGUACAUGAAGGAAAUGAUUGAAAAGGGUUUCUGUGAGCGAGUGCCAGAAAAUGAGAGCUGUCCCGAAGGCUCGGUUUGGUAUUUGAGUCAUCAUGGGGUCUACCACCCAAACAAACCUGGACGUAUCCGGGUGGUAUUCGAUUGUAGCGCCGAGUUUCAGGGCGAGGUUCUUAACGAGCAUUUCCUCCAGGGUCCAGACCUAACCAACAACUUGGUAGAGGUCCUUUUGCGUUUCCGCAAACAGUCUGUAGCUGUAGUCUGCGACGUGCAGUCAUUUUUCAAUAUGGUCAUGGUGAAGAAGGAGCACAGGAAUUUUCACAGAUUCCUUUGGUAUGAGGAUGGCAAGCUGGUGGAGUAUCGCAUGACGAGACAUCUCUUUGGGGCUCGAUCUUCGCCAGGCUGUGCCACCUUCGCACUGAGGGCCAAUGCUGACAAGUAUGAAUCUGAGUGUGGGUCAAAGGCGGCUGAGUUUGUCCGUGCUGGGUUCUAUUGCGACAACGGAUUGUCGGCUGAGAAAACUACUGAUGAUGGAAAGGACCUAGCAUGUGGCAGUAGGAAACUUUGCAAGAAGGGUGAAUUCACACUGAGAAGCUACUUAAGCAACGAUAGGGAAGUUACGAUGGCUGUACAAUUGGAGGCUAGGGCUAAGGGUGUGCAGGAGUUGAAUCUCUUGUCAGAAAACUUGCCUACAGAGAGGACCCUGGGCCUUCAGUGGUGCACGCAAUCAGAUUCCUUCCAGUUCAAAGUGGUCAUGCGGGAAAAGCCUGUAACUAGACGUGGAAUAUUGUCCACAGUGAGUUCGAUUUUUGACCCACUUGGCCUGAUUGCUCCCUUCAUACUGACAGGACGUCGCAUUCUGCAGAAUUUGUGCAAUGGCAAGCUACAUUGGGACGACCCUGUCCCACCUGAAAUUAGUGUACAGUGGGAAAAAUGGUGCUCAGAGGUGUCAAACUUGGCGAAUAUUGAGAUCCCACGCUGUUACCACCCUAGAGUGUUUGGUGAGGUUGUCUCAGUACAACUGCAUCAUUUCAGUGAUGCGAGUUUGGAACCUGGUGGGCUGGGCCAGUGUAGCUACUUGAAACUCACAGAUGACAAGGGAAAUGUUAGUGUCUCGCUUGUUAUGGGAAAGUCGCGCGUAACUCCUCUAAAACCGAUCACAGUACCUAGGCUAGAGUUGUCCGCCGCAGUUGUGUCAGUUCGAGUGGGUGAAUUCCUAGAGAGGGAGUUGAAGUACGAGGGCAUAGAGCAUUUUUACUAUACAGAUAGUAAGGUGGUUCUCGGAUACAUUGCUAAUGAAACGCGCCGCUUUCACAUAUUCGUGGCUAACAGAGUUGAGAAGAUUCGGAAAUCCACCACACCAGACCAGUGGCAUCAUGUCGAUACGAGUGUCAACCCGGCGGACAUAGCGUCUCGUGGAAUGUCAGCCCGUGACCUACUCGGAGCCAAGUCCUGGUGGGAAGGUCCAGACUUCUUGAGGAAGGAAAAGGUUCCCGUCCCCUUGUCUGAAGACGACGCACAGACGAUCGAUGAUGACCCAGAGGUCCGGAAAACUGUCCGAGUGUUAGACACCAAGAUCGCACCCUUUGGCAAGAUGUCCGAGAGAUUCGAGGGUUUCUCAUCCUGGUAUCGCUUGAAGAGGGCCGUCGCCUGCUGCCUGAAGUACAAGGACAUACUUCGUGAGAGGGUUGCAAAGGGAACUGGUGCCAAGGAAAAGAAGCUAGAUGUCAAGGACCUCCAGCGAGCAGAGACGGCCAUCCUCCAGGCUGUUCAGAUGGAGUCUUUCGAUGGAAAAAGGAGGAACCUACAGCUUUUGGACCCGAUUGAGGAUGAGGAUGGCUUGCUACGUGUCGGUGGUCGCGUCAGGCGAGCGGAAAUACCAGAGGAGUUGAAACAUCCAGUCAUCGUUCCAAGGCACGGACAUGUUACUGACCUGAUUGUCGCGCACUUUCAUGGAUCGGUCUACCAUGGGGGUCGCAGCGCAACCUUGAAUGCUAGUCGUCAGGCAGGUUUCUGGAUAGUUGGCGCUAGGGUGCAGCUGUAA